This is a messenger RNA of Closterium sp. Naga37s-1, 2988 nucleotides long. The record is from the annotation of a GenBank genome assembly. Lineage: Eukaryota; Viridiplantae; Streptophyta; Zygnematophyceae; Desmidiales; Closteriaceae.
AUGCUGUGGAAGCUGUACCGCGCGACGCCCAAGAGCAAGGCGCAGCAGACGGUGACGUCGGAGGUGUGCGUGUGGUUCCUCGACAAGAAGGAGCUCUCGGAGGAGCGCUCGCACCGCGGCAUGAGGUCCGUCGGAGGGUGGGGAGGGGGAACAGGAGCAGCAGAGCAGGCAACCCCUUUCCCGUAUCUGCGCUCCUUGGCCCUUUCUCCCCGCGCCUCGCGCACUUCGCGCUGUUCCCCCGCUCCCGCGCGCAGCAAGGCGGCGGAGGACCGACUGCUGGACAUAUUCCGCGCGGACGCGAAGGUGCUGCAGAAGCUGCGGCACCCGGGCAUCGUGCGCGUGGUGGAGGCGCUGGACGAGAGCAAGUGGGCCAUGGCGAUGGUCACGGAGCCCGUCUUCUCCUCCCUCGCCAACGCCCUCGGCAACCUCGAGAACCUCUCCACCAUCCCGAAUGAGCUGGAGAAGCUGGAGCUGGGGCAGCUGGAGGUGAAGCACGGGCUGAUGCAGCUGGCGGAGACGCUGAGCUUCAUCCACCGCAACGCCAACAUCAUCCACCGCGGCAUCAACCCCGAGACAGUGUUCAUCACGAAGAAUGGCGGGUGGAAGCUGGCUGGGUUUGGCUUCUCCGUGCCCGCUGACCAACAGCCCGACCCCGAUGAACCCGCCUUCCUCUACCCUGACUUUGACGUGGACGACCAGGUGCUGCCCUUGCAGCCCCUGCUGGACUACGUGGCACCGGAGCUCACACGGCGCCCCACCAUCAACCGCUCCUCCGCUGCCGCCUCCCGGGACGCGCUGGCCAGUGUCGACGUCUUCUCCCUCGCGCUGCUCGCCUUCCAGCUCAUUGCGCGGCGCCGCCUCGUGCACGCCAACAACAACCUGCGCACCUACAACAACAGGGUGGCGGGGCUGAGGACCGAGUCACUGGCGGGCAUACCCAUGGAGCUCGAGACGGACCUGCGCCGCAUGCUCGCCCCUGAACCCGCCGCCCGCCCCACCGCCUCUGAGUUCGCCGCGUCACCUUUCUUCACGGAGGACAUGCGCCUGCGAGCCCUCAGAUUCCUCGACCAAAUGAUUGGUCGGGACAACAACGCGAGGGUGGAGUUCCUGAAGUCGCUGCACAGCAUAUGGGCGGGGUUUGACAGCCGAGUGCUGCGCUUCAAGGUGCUGCCGGCCCUGCUAGAGGAGCUGAAGAACCCCGCCACGCAGCUGCUGGCGCUGCCGUGGGUGCUGGAGGUGGCGGAGGCACAGGACGCACAGGACUUUGAGCUGCGCACUCAGACGCUGCUGCUGCCCGCCAUGGAGCAUGCGGGUGGCGACGUGCUGCUGCUCUUCAUCAAGCACCUCCCUGCUAUCGUCUCCAAGGUGUCACCAGCCAUCCUGAUGUCACAUGUGCUGCCCAUGAUCGUGCGCGCCUACGAGGACGCCGACCCGCGGCUGCAGGAGGAGACGCUGCGGCGCUCAGCAGUGCUGGUGUCGUCGCUGGACUUUGAGAUCGUGCGCACCGUCAUCAUGCCGCGCGUGCACAUGCUCGCCCUCCGCACCUCCGUCGCCGCUGUGAGGGUGCAGGCGCUCAUAUGUCUGGGCGACCUGAUACCCAACCUGGACAAGGCGGCCGUGAUGGACAUUCUGCAGACGUGCGUGCGCUGCGCUGCUGUCGACCGCUCCCCGCCCACGCUCAUGUGCAUCGUCGGCAUUGCUGACAUCAUCCAGAGGCAGUACGGAAUAGAGUUUGCAGCAGAGCACAUACUGCCGCUGCUGUGUCCCAUGCUCGUGGUGCAGCAGCUCACAGGCCCGCAGUUCGCCCGCUUCCUCAAACUCAUCAUGGACGUCCUCACCAAGAUACAGGACAAGAGGGGCGUGUCGUUGAGUGAGGCGGACUCCAUAUCGCUCGACCUCGCAUCCAUGGGCAUCUCCACUCCCUCCGAUGCCACUGUUGCCUUUGACGACAGCGCCAAGCCGCCGGCAUGGGACGCACAACCAGACUGGGCCAAGACACCCGCCUCCUCCGCUGGCCCCUCUGCCGCCCCCUCCUUCUCAGACCCCUUCGCCUCCGCGCCCCCCAUCUCGUCCACCCCCGCUUCCUCCGCCUCGUCUGCCUUUGGCACGUCAGACCCCUUCGCGUCCUCCACUCUCUCCGCUGCACCAUCCCCCAGCCUUGCUUCCCUCUCUGCCAAUCCCACAGCCGGCAUGGGGGGCAUUGGCGGGGGUGGGUUGGGGGGAAUAGGAGGAGGCGGAAUUGGUGGCAGCAGCAGCAUAGGCGGUGGGGGUAUGGGGGGUCUUGGUAGCGGCUUGGGAGGGCGGUUAGUGGGGGCGCCUAUGGGAGGAUCGCUAGGAGGGGGGUUGGGAGGAGGCACAGGGUUUGGUGGGGGACUGGGAGGAGGCAUGGGUGGGGGGUUGGGAGGGAGCGCAGCAUCAGGAGCAGGAGGGGGUGCAAGUGACCCCAACGACCCCUUUGCAGACUGGCCUCCAAGAAAACCGCAGGCAGCAGCAGCGCCAGCGGCACCAACAGCUGCAAUGAGUGCCGCCCCGCGUCCCCUGGGCGGAGUGUCCAAGGCCAGUGGGCCACUUGACAUGGACGACUGGGGCGGCAGCUCCUUCCAGUCUGCCGCCCCGCCUGCCACUGCUGCCGGCACAGGGAUGGGAGGCACAGGCAUGGGAAUGGGCAUGGGCAUGGGCAUGGGAGGAGGCAUGGGGGGUGGGGCCAUGGGAGCAGGCAUGGGUAUGGGAAUGGCUCGGCCAAUGGGUGGCGUUGGCAUGGCUCCAGGGUUUGGGGCUUUCCCUGCUGCUCCCAUGGCUCCCAUGGGUGGCAUGGCUGCUGCUCCUCCUGCUGGCGGCGCUGUGUACGGUGCGAUGCGGUUUGCCCCUCCGCCAUCGCAGGGCUUCCCUGCCCCCCCUGCAUCUGCUGCCAUGGGCUCUGGCUUCACGCCUCCUCAGCGCCCUGCUGCUCCCCCGCAAUCUGGAGGUGCUCUGAUGGACCUCCUGUGA